UCUCAUUAAAAAUCUUACUAAGGACAAGUUGUAAUUGUAGAAGGGUCCUGCAUAUACGGAAAACUGCUAACUGUUUGGCUGGAUGUGCAAUACGGAGAUAGAUUCAAGCUAAAGCGGGUUGUGUUAUACAGUGCAUAAUGAUGGCCCAUCGGGUCUCCGCCAUUUUGUUUGUUGUGUCUGUAAGUGUCCUGUGCGUCCAAGGCUUGCUGCCCAACCAGAAUAGGAAAAAAAGAAGCGCAGAUUCAGUUUACGAGCAGAUCGCGCAAUCAUCAGGCGGAAAUGUCUUCAACACUGACAAGACCAACGUCUCGCAGGUGGCCGGCAUCAUCAAGGAUUCUGCGCAUGCGUAUGUCCUCCUUGCCGCCUUCUCCAUGUCUUCCAGUGACGCCAACAGCAACCUACAGGUGGACAACACAGUCAGUCACGUCAAAAUACGCAUCAUGGAGACGACCAAACAAGCCAAGCCAAUAGUCAAACUUUAUUAUCCACAAGGCACCCCAAUACUUGUGUCGGAGGAUUAUCUUGGAAAUGGAGCCCUCGAAAUGGUGAUACCGGCAUCACAACAGUAUGGUGAGUGGAGGCUGCAGAAACAGGACACCCACAACUGGGACGUCAGCGUCUACGGCGAGACCAUCGUGGACUUCUCCGUCAUGUUCCUCGAGACCCACGCCGUGACAGGGUACAGCAUGCAGAUGGAGGGAAGGCCCAUCAUAGGUGCAACCACGCCUGUCGUAGUCCAGGUCUCAGGGGAGGAUAAGGAGGGCUCUGUAGACGACAUUGUGUUUAUGGAUGAGAAAGGCAUCGUCUUGUACCGCUCCCCUGUGCUUCCACAAGGUCACAGAGGCGACACCUUUCGGGCACAGACAACUAUUCCUUCUAUCCCAUUCCGCGUGGGGGUCGAGGGAAAAGACAAACUUGGAAAUACGUUCAAGAGAGCCAAGAUGUCGUUUAUCAAGCCAAGUGCGCUGGACCUGAAAAUACAGGAUAUUAAAGGUGAGCUGGAGGUAGACGGGCGCAUGUACCUGUACGUGGAGGCGGUCAAUCGCGGGUCGACGUAUCAGAAGGUCUCAAUGAGCAUCAGCGAUGACCAGGGCCUCGUGGCGCCACCUACCAACAAGACGGUGUACUUGUGGACAGGUGUCAGUGCAACUGUAUACUUCGAACUUCAAGGUGGCCACGCUGCGGGUGUGUCCUCGAACGUUAUGAUCAAGGCCGCCCCUGUUGGUGCAAGUGACAACUACCAGUACGUUAUGAGGACAUUUACAGUGCACGCAUCACAGAAAUGAAUGUGCUAUUGCGGAAGCUACACAAGAGGCAUUUUCAAACAGCUGCGAGCUAUAAAUACCAUGACCCAAUAUACGACGUACAUUAAAGGGCUAUUUAUGUCACAAA
Messenger RNA from Haliotis rufescens (red abalone), 1392 nucleotides. RefSeq lists its product as uncharacterized. The transcript is spliced from 10 exons. Bases 138 to 1286 code for a protein of 382 amino acids. Lineage: Eukaryota; Metazoa; Mollusca; Gastropoda; Lepetellida; Haliotidae. The record is from RefSeq and is a predicted model, not a curated record.